GGCAAGAAAAAACGACAAAAAAAAACGAAAAAAACAAAACGGAACUGCUCAGCUGUUCUCUCUAGAAAUCUUACUGACCGUUCAGUUCCCAAAACGCAAAAAUCCUCAGAAAUAAAGGCACUUUUUAUCUCAAAAUAAAAAACUUUAAAAGAUAUAAUUUUGGGUAAUUUACUAUAUCUUUUUUUUUAUUAAUUUUAAUUUUGGGUAAUUUACUAUAUUGUCUCAAUUAAUUUUAAUGGGGAAGAGGAAGAGAAGUUCCCAACAUAACAAUCUCGACCAUCCUUCUCCUUCGGAAGAUAUCCCAUGCUCAACAGGGACAGAGCUAUUAUCCAAAGAGCAUUCUUCGAAUUUGGAUGCUGGCAUGGAUGUUGGAGAUAGUUCUGUGAAGCUAUGCAAUUCCAACUCUUCUGUAGCUCAGCGCCAUUGCAAUCUUGGGCGUUCAAUAUUUUUAAAAAGAUCACGCCAUUACUAUGGCCAUCACUAUUCACGCCGAAACUCUGGCAGCCUCAAUAAUCCAUCAACUUCUCAUGGCAAGAUUAGUCCUUUACAUGAUGAGAGAUUAUCCUUUAAGUUUACUCAAUACAACCCAGAGUCUAGAUGCCAUGCAGAUGGAAAAGCAUUUGGCAGACCAGAAAGAAUUAGGUCUAGUUCCUUGGUGAUGGAUGCAAUAUCACCUGACAAGAUGAAGAUGGUUUGUGGCAUAUGUCAGAAGCAUUUGAGGCGGAAACCUUAUUUUCUCGGAAAUAUGCUGGCUUCUGGUGAAUUCUCUGUUGUGGCAGUUCUAGUUUGCGGGCAUGUAUAUCAUGCGGAUUGUUUGGAAGAGAGAACAAGUCUUGAUGAUCGGCGUGACCCGCCAUGUCCUUCAUGUUCAGGUUCACCAUCACAAGUUUGAUGCUUCUAGUGGAAAGUGAUUGUACAGAUAUCGACACAUUUAUCAUACUAAUUUUCUAGAACUAUAGAACAUGCUUAAUUAGAGGGCACAAAUGUAGGAUGAUGUGUGUUAUGAUCUAAGCUGAAGUUUUACAGAUUAGGAUGUUAACCAUGCAUUGUGUAUUGCUAAUAUAUCAACAGUUGAACUGAA
Molecule: messenger RNA, 1081 nt
Organism: Durio zibethinus
Lineage: Eukaryota; Viridiplantae; Streptophyta; Magnoliopsida; Malvales; Malvaceae
Source: RefSeq, a predicted model, not a curated record